Callorhinchus milii (elephant shark) is the source of this 508-nucleotide messenger RNA. RefSeq names its product secreted frizzled-related protein 5-like. The record is from RefSeq and is a predicted model, not a curated record. Gene Ontology annotation, molecular function: Wnt-protein binding. Gene Ontology annotation, biological process: negative regulation of canonical Wnt signaling pathway; canonical Wnt signaling pathway; non-canonical Wnt signaling pathway. The coding region runs from base 1 to 450 and encodes 149 amino acids. The transcript is spliced from 2 exons. Lineage: Eukaryota; Metazoa; Chordata; Chondrichthyes; Chimaeriformes; Callorhinchidae.
AUGGGCAGCUCCACCAGGUGUCUGCCCAUUCCCAAGGCCAUGGCCUUGUGCCACGACAUUGGCUAUGUGGAGAUGCGGAUCCCCAACUUGCUGGAGCACCAAACCCUGGCUGAGGUGAUGCAGCAGUCCUCCAGUUGGCUGCCUUUGUUGGCCAGGGAAUGCCACCCAGACGCCAGGAUCUUCCUUUGCUCCCUUUUUGCUCCCAUCUGCUUGGACAGGUUUAUAUAUCCUUGUCGCAGCCUCUGUGAGGCAGUAAGGAAUAGCUGUGCCCCGAUCAUGGCUUGCUACGGCUACCCGUGGCCUGAAAUACUCAACUGCAACAAAUUUCCUGCUGACCACGGCUUGUGCAUCUCCUUCAUCGGCAAUAAGUCAACAUCACACAGUAGGAGUAAGUGGUUUAAUUUUAACCCUAGAUUUCAUAUCCAGGCGUCAGUAUUUUACGAAUUCUAACUUUCAAACUAAUUCUGUCCAGUUGGCAAAUCAUUUGUUGAAUUUAAAGGAGCACCAC